AUGUCACUUGCCAACUCAUUUAGUGAUUUCUUCACUCAGAAAAUUGUUAAAAUACGAGGUGAUAUCGAAGAUGAACUCUUGAGUAAAAACAUAGAAAAUCCUAUACCUGAUGCUGAUUCAUGUCCUUAUGAAUUUCACACCUUCAGGGAGGUUGGAAAAGACGAAGUGCUCCAUUUAAUCCAACGUAUCGCAACUAAAUCCUGUUCUCUGGAUCCACUCCCGGUGGUCAUGCUAAAUCACUGUUUUAAAGACAUCUUACCCGUUGUAGUUAGAAUAAUCAACCUCUCCUUGGAAAGUGGUACAAUGCCUGACUCUUUGAAGAUUGCUGUUGUUCAACCGCUAUUAAAAAAGUACAAUCUUUCCUAUGAACAAUUCUGCAGUUUUCGUCCAAUAUCAAAUCUGAAAUUUGUCUCGAAAUCUAUUGAGAAAGCAGUUGCUGUACAAUUAACUGAUUAUCUUACUGAAAAUCAUCUACAUGAGAAAUUCCAGUCUGCUUAUAAACCUUGUCAUAGUACUGAAACAGCGCUAUUGAGGGUUCAAAAUGAUAUCCUUCAAGCUCUAGAUAACGGUGAUUCUGUUAUUCUUGUCCUACUGGAUCUGUCGGCGGCUUUUGACACCGUGGAUCAUUUAAUGUUAUUAACAAGACUAUCGAAACGCUUUGGCAUAAGGGGUCGUGUGUUGGAUUGGCUUACCUCAUACCUUACAUCCAGGAAACUGUUUAUUCGUGUUGAGGGAACUGAUUCGUUAUUGAGUGAUCUUGAUUGUGGUGUACCUCAGGGAUCUGUGUUGGGUCCUCUGUUGCAUUCACUCUAUACUGCCCCUCUCGCGGAUGUGGCUAGGCGCCACAAUCUGCGCUUUCACUUUUUUUCUGAUGAUGCGCAACUUUACAUUGCAUUCAAAACGAAUGAUCGUGAUGAUUUAAUAUCAUCUAAGAUCCGUAUGGAGAAAUGUAUACUUGAAUUGGGAAACUGGUUGA
This is a messenger RNA of Paramuricea clavata, 976 nucleotides long. The record is from the annotation of a GenBank genome assembly. NCBI's taxonomy places the organism in Eukaryota, Metazoa, Cnidaria, Anthozoa, Malacalcyonacea, Plexauridae.